Messenger RNA from Hydractinia symbiolongicarpus, 2550 nucleotides. RefSeq names its product epimerase family protein SDR39U1-like. The coding region runs from base 895 to 1788 and encodes 297 amino acids. The record is from RefSeq and is a predicted model, not a curated record. Lineage: Eukaryota; Metazoa; Cnidaria; Hydrozoa; Anthoathecata; Hydractiniidae. The transcript is spliced from 2 exons.
UUUAUACUAGUGUAAAAACACGGUCGACUCUUUAAUUAACUGACGUUCCAAAAGGGAACAUCUAAUUAAUGGACAAAAAGUGAUUACACAGUAACAAGCACGAUUAAAUUCUCAUAGAAGACUCUUUAAAUGGCAGAUGGCAAUUAGCGGGUAUUCUAAUUAUCAGACAGUUUUCCGCUGCACUAAAUGAAGUAACUAUAGAAAACUUCUCUUUAAUCAGUUGAUUUUAAUGAGACUGUUGCGUAAGCAUCGCGCCUAACUACUACUUUUUGCGUCUACUAUAGUUGUCAUAAAAUUGUUUAAAUAAAAUCAACUGCUAUGUCAUUUGAUCUCGCUCUCUCUCACUAAAAUAAGCUUUUUUGACCAUGGAUUACCUAGUUCGUGACUUCUACACCUAUUGUCAAAUUAAAGUCAGAACGAAGAUUUUCCAAAUAGCGGACACCUAUUUAGCGGACAAAAGUGAUUGCAAUGAAUGUGCCUGUUAAUUAGAGAGUCGACUAGCUUUAAAUUUGCUAUAACGUAUGCUUGAAGAAAUGUAAAGAGAUUUUUGCAGGAAGAAAAUUUAACGGAAAAGAAAUUGGCGAAAGGAAAAUUUGGCAGAGAGCGAAUAAAAUUUCGGCGUAUAUUAACAUUUUGAUCAGGAAAUAUCAUUAGUAUCAAUUUCCUUUUUAAUUUCGUUUUGGGAUGCAGGACUUAAAAAUACCUUAUAAUAUAAAAUUUAAUGGUUUUUGCGGAAGUUUAAUUUUGUUGACGUCUAAGAAAGAAAAAAUUAGUGUUUCAAAAAUUUUCAAAACCGCCGUUUAUUCUUUUUGUUAAAAUUUUGUCCUUUAAAACAGUGGAUUUUCCUAACUGCUUUAUAUUUACAGACAAGCCAGUAUUUUACCUUUUAGUAAAAUGAAAGUUCUCAUUGGUGGAGGAACAGGCUUCCUCGGUCGUAAUUUACACAAAGCCUUGUUAAACCGUGGUCACACCGUCGAGAUAAUCUCUAGAACCAAACCCAAGACCGGCCGAUAUACGUGGUCGCAACUAGAAGAUGAAGGUUCGUUACCAGACUGCGACGCUUUGGUAAAUCUUUCAGGAGAAUACAUCUUGAACACAUUUCGACGUUGGAACGAAGCUUACAAACGUGAUGUAUACGAAAGUCGUGUAAAACUGAACGAACUUUUAGUAAAGUUGAUGGUUACAGGUAGUACGAAACCUAACGUAUGGGUGUCUGGUCACGCCGAGGGAUACUACCCCAGGUGUGAAACCAUGGAAUAUAAUGAAGACUUUGUUAUGAAAAAACCUCAGACAUAUGCGCAAGGUUUAUGUGAGGCGUGGGAGAAAAGUUCCAUGCUGCCAGAGCACGAAAAAAUUCGUCAUGUGCUUGUACGAACUGGUGUAGUACUUGGCAACGAUGGAGGCCUUAUUGAACAGUCGUAUUGGCCGUUUUGGCUCGCAUUGGGAGGAUCCCUGGGAUCCGGCUCGCAAAUUUUACCAUGGAUUCAUAUAAGAGACAUCACGAAUUUAUUUGUCCACGCAAUAGAAAAUAACAAUGUAAGCGGGCCUUUAAAUGGAGUGUCGCCUGGUUACUGCACGUCCGCGGAGUUUACAUCAGCUUUCGGUAAAGCUCUUAACAGACCUACCGUAUUUUCGGUACCUUCUUUCGCCAUUAAAUGGCUCGUAGGGGAAGAACGUGCGGGCUUUAUGCUGGAAGGUGUGAGAAUUAAACCCAAAAGAAGUAUCGAGUCUGGUUUCAAGUUUGAGUUUACAGAUAUUAAAAAGGCAAUGCAAGACAUAGUCGGUUAACAUCACGUGGUACUUUUAGUUGUAGAUUAACACCACGUGAUACUUGUAGGUUACCUUUAGAAGGUAUUUGGAGUUUUUUCACGUGAUAAUUGUAGUUGUAGGUUAACAUUACGUGACAUUGCAGUUUCACAUCACGUGAUACCGUUUAGUACUACGUGAUGUUAUUCCAGCUUUUUGCUGGGAAUUAUUCACCGUCGUUUAGAACGCAGGUAGACUCUUCAUAAAACCUGCGUUAUCUAAUAAAAAAUUGGUGUAUGUAUGCGAAGAGAAAAAAGUGUUUGCAGAAAAUACUUUCGGGGUUAAUUAAAGUCGCAAAAUGUAAAAAAAAAAGUGUUUUAUUUUAGUUAAUUUUAUAUAUAAUAUCUAACAUAUGUCAUGAGUUUAAAACCCAAAGUUGUACACUAUUCUUUCCACACGAGAAUAUUACGCUAUUUUCUUGUUAAAACAAAAACUCAUUCAAGUAACGACAAGACGCAUGCUGACAUAUGCUGAGGCCAACAAAAAUAACGAUGAACCAAAUACAUUGAUAUUUUCUUGGUCAGAGUGAGGUAUAGUGAAUAAAAAUAAUUUUACCAUUGAUCGUCUGUUCUUUUUAAAUGUCGCGAAAGUUUUUAGGAAUCGCUGUUCGCGUAAUAAAAAAUCUGUAUGAAUAUUCAAGAAGUACAUUUGUAAAAGUAUAUUUUUAUGAUCUAAUUUAUUCUCUACUUUAUUUGUCUCUUGUUGGUUGUAGAAGGAUGUUUUUGAAAAUAACUUUAUCCAUUA